AUGGGAGAGAUGAUGUCCAGUAGCAAAGCGGAUGAGAACGAGGCGUCUCCCCCACCCCCGAUUAAAGCGGGAAUGUUCAGUGGCGAUCCCUUUUACCAGUACAAACCGAAACACCCGGCGGACGUUAAUCUCUUAGCCACGUCUAACGUAAGAUUCUCUCCGAGCGGAGUGCAUCGGUACAGCCCUUACUACGAUCCCAUAUAUUCCCGACCGUUAAUCGGCUACAACAAACCGAUCGCAACGGAGCCGCAAUACGAAACCGUUGGCUCCUACUCGACGAAUGCCUUAUCGAAGAAUCGAAAACCGAAACCGUUCAGCGUAAUGCUCGACAUUUAUCCCAUUACCGACCUUAUGGAGCAGAAUAAGAAAACGAUGUGGACCAGACCGCAAGCACCCACGGACGAUUACGAUCUCAGGAGGCCUGUCCAAUUUCGCGGACAAAAAUUUUAUCCGUCAUCUCCGCAACCUAUACCCCUCAUGGCUGUACCUAGUGCUAUGCCCAUAUCGGAAGAGGAGGAGAGGCAGCAAAUGGUACUGCAUCUAAACUUGUACCCUCGAAAGAAAAAUAAGCUUAACAGGAACGAUAUCAUACACAGAUCGGAAUCGAUGGAGCCCGAGGAGAGGCAGGAAUUUGCGAAGAAGAUCAUGUCCCCCUUGGAAUCGAUCACCAAACAUUUGACUGAUCAUUCCGCAAUCGAGGAGUCGAAGUUUAUGGAUAAUCAAAACUCAGGAACGACUAGUCUUCCGUUAUCGCGGUACCACGAGAUGAGUCUGGACGAUAAGAACGAGGAGGAGUUUGCAUUAGACCCAGAAACCUAUUCGGAUUUAGUUAACAGCGAUGAUACCGUAGGAGAUACUGUCGUGUCUGCCAAUCACAGAUUAGGUGUCGACGAGGAUUAUACCAGCACGGAGAAGUAUGGAAUUAACGCGCAAGAAAUGAUUGUAACUACGGAGGCAGAUUGCACGAAUUACGAUAACACAACGGUGAUCGACAGCUCGAAGACCAACGUGAACAAAAGCACCGACCUUUCGAAGGAUAUAGAUAUUAUCGAAGGAUCUCCACGUUUCAGUCUUUUACGCUGAGAUUGAAUUAAAAAUAUAAUUAUUCGUGAUUCGUAAAAAAAGGACUAUCAAAUCUCUUAAUAAUUCAAUGCUCAAAACAUUCUAUUGUCACUUACAUACAAAUUUCACGUCCUUAGUUGAAUCAUCGAAAGAAUCUUUAUAUAUAAUGCAAUUGUUAUCGUAUUUUGAAAUAUAUUUUGUAAUUCUUCUACAUAAUGCUUUAAUUACAACUUCUUUAUUAGUGUUUAUUUUCAAAUUUUGAAAAUGUUAUAUUAUAUUAAUUUAGGAAAAUUAUUUUAUGCUGAAAGAGAAGCUAAAAACUUGCUUAUAAGAAUAUAGCUAGAAGAUAAUAUAAAGAUUUCAACUUUUAAUAAUCGCAUUGUCAAACUUUCAUUAAACCUAGAAUAGUGUUACGUCCAGUCUUAAGGGAUUAAAAUUUCUAUUUAAAUGGUUAGGAAGAUAUUUCAAAGGAAUGGAGAUAAGGCAGGGAAGGACAUAACGCAACGUAGAAUUCCCGUAGGCACGCAAAUUAAGAGAGGGUAGGUGCCUUAGGUCGAAUGCAUUUUUUGCGAACUGAGAAAUGUGAAUCAGCGUAGCGACAGACUGUUAUAACUCUGUUUUCCGAGUCGUGCGCUCGUAGAUCCAAAUUUCAAAGCGAAUUAAAUCACUUUAACUCGGGACCAGGUGCAAUCUUUGGCCAGAGGCAGCGACGUCAAACGGGCUGCUUUUUCUCGCGCGGCAUUAACUAGUGUUAUCAACAAUGUAUCACUUAUAUCAGUAGUGUGUCAAAUUUGUUGGCUUAUUUAUAUUUAUGCAUAUUAAAUUUUAGGAGUAAAAAACUAUUAAACGUAGAAUUAGAAUUUUCAAAACUUUAUAGCUAGAUGAAAGUCUUUUAAAGAAUGGUUGACUUGUUAUCCUUCAAGAAAUAAAGUACUUUGCAUGGCUUGCAAUACAGCAAUUAAUUGUAAAUCUGAUUUAAUUAGAGAUUUACAGAGGGUCAAACGUAUUUAAAAAGUAAAUCAUUACAUUUUUUAAACAAAUUAAUAAUCUUUUAAGAAAUUUUUUACGGGCGACCAGUAACACACCUUUUUGCCUAUGAAAGAUACGUCAUUAAAGCUGCGUUUAUCACGUAUAUGCGAAAAAAGGAAGCCCGCCUGGCAUUGCUGGUCAGAGGGAGAAAAGGUAAGUCGUUUAAAAAUUUAAAUAAAUAAUAAAGGUUUUAUUUAAAAUUAACAAAAUAUUUAUUUUAAUAACAUUUUUCUAAUGAAAAUACAAUUUAGAUGCUGAAGUCGUGAUUUGAAAAGUUGUAAUAACAGUAAAAUAAUCGGAUUUAAGACAAUUUAGUAAAUAUGUAAUUAAUUUUACAGAUAUACAAGUGUGUGGUGGGCAGAGAAAAAAAGCAGAAAGAUAUCAAUGAGUUGUAAAUCAUCUAUAACGGUCAAACAUCGGAUCUUAGUGAUGGAUAUGAUUCUUUCUCUAUUAAAUUUAUUUUUUUCAGCUUUAUUUUAAAUUGCGCGCCAACAGAAUUUAUCAGGCUUAAGACACAGUUAAUAAACUAAAUUUCGAUGCUUGAGAGCAUCUUAAAAUCCCCUCUUUCCCAUAUUUCCCAAAAAACUGUAAAUUAAUUUAAUUUGCGAAAAAUAAUACCUCAACCGGGGUUCGAACCCGGAUUUCUCGUUAUUCUGUGCGCGCGUCCUAGCCAAUUUGACCAUUGAGGUAUAUAAUAUUAUUCUUCACAAUAAUCAGUAUAUUUUAAAGCACGUCUUUUCAGCGACGUAUAAUAAUAAUUGUAGAGAAGGAUUUUUAAUUCUGUAAAUGCAAUUAAAAGUUUAGUGAGUAGGAAAAUUAUCGGUAAAACAGGACAACUUUAACAUUUUGUUAACUUGUACGCUAUCUAUCGCGCGGAAAGUAAUAGUACAAAUCCCCACCAUCUGUUCCGAGCGACGACGACGAUAACGACAAUAACAAUAACGACGACCGACGUUUCUUAAAAUAUUUUACUCUUGAUGCGAAACUUCAAAUUGCGAUAUCUUGGCUCGUAAUCGCGGAAAAAUAAAAACACUUUUAUUAUACAAAUUGGAUUCAAGCUAUUCACUAAAUCUAUUUAGAAAUUAAUCGAUUCAGCUGUUAUUGAGAUCCGAUAAUGCAAACGGCGUCUCGUGUAAAAAAGGCAGCGGGGUGGUGUCUCACUGCGUGUAUACUUAGCACGAGGCAUUACCAUGUCUUUUGAUACGCCAUACGUUGCACAUUGCAUCAUUGUAAUCAAUUGUAGCGCGUGAAAUUGUCCAAACAAAUCAAUUUUUAAGCAAAAAAUGCAAUUGUUUGAUCUUUA
This is a messenger RNA of Monomorium pharaonis (pharaoh ant), 3394 nucleotides long. RefSeq lists its product as uncharacterized. NCBI's taxonomy places the organism in Eukaryota, Metazoa, Arthropoda, Insecta, Hymenoptera, Formicidae. The record is from RefSeq and is a predicted model, not a curated record. Bases 1 to 1083 code for a protein of 360 amino acids. The transcript has 3 exons.